Odobenus rosmarus divergens (Pacific walrus) is the source of this 1565-nucleotide messenger RNA. It is a transcript of the gene PDGFD, whose product is annotated as platelet-derived growth factor D-like. The record is from RefSeq and is a predicted model, not a curated record. NCBI's taxonomy places the organism in Eukaryota, Metazoa, Chordata, Mammalia, Carnivora, Odobenidae. The transcript has 6 exons. Gene Ontology annotation, biological process: positive regulation of phosphatidylinositol 3-kinase/protein kinase B signal transduction; positive regulation of cell migration; platelet-derived growth factor receptor signaling pathway. Gene Ontology annotation, cellular component: membrane. Gene Ontology annotation, molecular function: growth factor activity; platelet-derived growth factor receptor binding. The annotation marks the transcript as partial.
AGAGCAAUCACCUCACAGACUUGUACCGAAGAGACGAGACCAUCCAGGUGACAGGACACGGCCACGUGCAGAGCCCUCGCUUCCCCAACAGCUACCCCAGGAACCUGCUCCUGACGUGGCGGCUCCAGUCCCAGGAGAAAACCAGGAUACAGCUUGCCUUCGACCACCAGUUUGGCUUGGAGGAAGCCGAAAAUGAUAUCUGUAGGUAUGAUUUUGUGGAAGUUGAAGAUGUAUCUGAAACCAGUACCAUAAUUAGAGGACGGUGGUGUGGACACAAGGAAGUUCCUCCAAGGAUAACAUCAAGAACAAACCAAAUUAAAAUAACAUUCAAGUCUGAUGACUACUUUGUGGCUAAACCUGGAUUCAAGAUUUAUUAUUCUUUUGUGGAUGAUUUCCAACCCGCAGCAGACUCAGAGACCAACUGGGAGUCAGUCACAAGCUCUAUCUCAGGGGUAUCCUAUCACUCUCCAUCAGUAACGGACCCCACCCUCACUGCGGAUGCUCUGGACAAAACAGUCGCAGAAUUUGAUACCGUGGAAGAUCUGCUCAAGCACUUCAAUCCAGAAUCAUGGCAAGAAGAUCUUGAGAAUCUAUAUUUGGAAACCCCCCAUUAUCGAGGCAGGUCCUACCAUGAUAGGAAGUCAAAAGUCGACCUGGACAGGCUCAAUGAUGACGUCAAGCGCUACAGUUGCACUCCCAGGAAUUACUCCGUCAACUUAAGAGAGGAGCUGAAGCUGACGCACGUGGUCUUCUUUCCCCGGUGCCUCCUUGUGCAGCGUUGUGGGGGCAACUGUGGCUGUGGGACCAUCAACUGGAAAUCCUGCACGUGCAGUUCCGGGAAAACUGUGAAAAAGUAUCAUGAGGUAUUAAAGUUUGAACCUGGCCAUUUCAAGAGGAGGGGCAGAGCGAAGCACAUGGCUCUCGUUGACAUCCAGUUGGAUCAUCAUGAGCGCUGUGACUGCAUCUGCAGCUCACGACCACCUCGAUAAAAGAGUGUGCACAUACUUACAUUGAGCAUGAAUGAAUCUUUAGUUUAAGGAGGGUGUGGUAAGAGACCCUUUUCCCACCAGCAACCGAACUUAACUACUAGCCUGCAAAGCAAUGAAUACAAGUGGUUGCUGAGUUUCAACCUAGCUUUGUUAGCCAUGGCAAGUAGAAAAGUAUAUCAUCAACUUCUGUAUCCCAGAAUAUAGGAUUGCAUUUAAUAAUAGUGUCGGAGAAUAUAUACGUAUAUAUACAUAUGUAUAUAUUCUCCAUGUCUAUGUGUAAAUACAUCAAAUGGUUUAUUCAGUGUAUACAACCAGAGCUGACAUAUGGUGGAGUUAUUUAGACCCUUAAAAUCUUUUGACUAAUUCAGGGACAUAUUAAAUACAUGAAACAUGGCCUUGGAAGAUUCAGAAGAUUAUUUUGUUUAUUUUUAAACUCGAAUCACAAAACAGUCUUGGAUCUUGCUCUUUUAAAGAAAACACAUUGUAUAUUAAAAACCAAUAAAUUAGCUUUUCUUAUAUAAACAUCUUAAUUAUAAAAAAAAGAAAAGAAAACUAUGGCUUCUGGGAAAAGCACAG